AUGCCCUGCACCUGCGAGGAUGCUGACAGAAGCUCACGCUACCCCAGCAUCACCACCCUCCACCCUCUGCCUGCCGAGGUGUGCAACCGCAUAUUCCAGCUGCUCUUUCGCAAUGACGAUCUGUGCUUGGCGCAUAAAGCCAGGCUCAUCUCAUUCAGUGCCGAGUUCUACCUCGACAACAUAUUGCGAUUGUACCGGACCGUGUCACUGAACGAUACCAACGGCGACUGCUUCUUUGAAGGGCUCUUGUCGUGCAAUCGACGGGCGAAAGCAUCCCCACCGUUCUCCGGGGAUAUAGCCACGCAUCUCUCUUAUGGGUUUCUCUACCCAGGAGAGACACAUUACGGGUCGCGCAAAGUCGCACUGGUGCGAUACUGCGAGACACUGCGCUUCGAGACGCCCGACGCAUUCAGCUCGUUCUUGAAAGCAAGGCAUGCCUGGCGCAAAGCUGUCUCGCUACGUGCAGGACAAGAGACGGGCGAACCUCGAGACCUUUUCAACUCUGUCCAGAGACUUUCUCUCGGUCCCCUCCUCGGCCAAGCGCUGUACGAAGAGCCCGAAUUGGUGCUAUCCCAACAAGCUCAAUUCAUCGCCCCGUCACUCGAGCCGUUCACCCCCAAAAAGAUCUGUGUCCACAUGCCGGACCCGGACCCACUGGACGUUGGACGAGGCUGGCUCAUCGACCGGCCGUUUGAUACCUUUCUCGGCCUGCUGGCGCGGCGAAGACAUGUGCUCACAUUGCACAAUGCGCGGCCGGCGCUGCACGAGUACUGGCUGGGCAAGGCAGACAGGCUGCACUUCGACUUGGCGCCGCAGCAAACAGAGAGGGAGCAUAUGGAGGUGAUUGUGGAUUGGGUGCAGAGGUAUCUCAAAUACUGCCGAGCUCCUUCCGCGUCUGACGACGACGAUAGUCAGGAAGAGCGACCCAUCGAGGAUGUCAUUAUAUCCAACACUGCGACCUCGGCAGAUCUCACUGCCGAAGAGCUGGACGAGGCGAUACAGAGCAUCUGCCAGCAGUACGCAGGAACCCGUGAUAGUCCUGGUGUCACCGUAUGCGGUCCCCAGGUAUGUGAUAUAUGCAGCCAUUUUGCCUGA
This is a messenger RNA of Cryptococcus amylolentus CBS 6039, 1095 nucleotides long. RefSeq lists its product as hypothetical. The record is from RefSeq and is a predicted model, not a curated record. Bases 1 to 1095 code for a protein of 364 amino acids. Lineage: Eukaryota; Fungi; Basidiomycota; Tremellomycetes; Tremellales; Cryptococcaceae. The transcript has 2 exons.